UCCUUCGGUGACGACCGGCAAAAAUGAUCCGCCCAUAGGCUCAAAACAUUGGCGUGCGAUUGUACCAACCACAGUGAGUAGAUGUGGCCAACUACAAUCCAAAAUCUUGGUGCACACAAAUACAACGAAAAUUAAAAAUAACACUUUAUUAGAGUUCGUAUCAAACAUAGCUACAAAUAACAUGAUUUCAAUUAGUGAAAGGUCACGCUGCGAAAAUAAAGCAAGUCCUAGUACGUGUAUUGUUGGUUGCCUGCACACCAAGUGACAUAACCUAAAAAUUUCCAACCCCAAAAUGACAAGGGUUUUGCGAAGUUUUGUUUGUGUUCGUAAUCUAAGCGCUAGAAUUAACCGCCGAAAUUUUACCUAUUUUAAUAGUGUUGGUGCGCAAACUUUGUUUAGGACCAGAAAUCUGUGUGUGUCCAGGCCGAUUGAACUUUCUAGGUUAUGUCUAUGUGUGACAAGGUUUUCAACUUCUGGUGAUUUAGUGGAUGCUUUAACGUUCGAAAAAGCGUGCGACGAAACGUUGGAGUCUUUGACGGAAUAUUUUGAACAAAUUGUAGAGGAAGAUGAUAGUUUCAAGUCGGGGGAUGUUUCAUACAGUGAUGGAGUUUUGACUGUUAAUUUGGGGCCACGGCAUGGGACUUACGUGAUCAAUAGACAAACCCCGAAUAGGCAAAUAUGGUUGAGUUCUCCUAUUUCUGGACCAAAGAGGUACGAUUUUGUCGUGAAAGAUAAUUGUUGGGUGUACAAACACGAUGGACUGAGUUUGCAUGGAUUGUUACAACAGGAGAUUUCAAAAAUAGCCAACUUUAGAGUAAAUUUCGCAGACUGUUUAUAUGGAAAGUUGUAGGAGGAGUAAAUAAAGUGUUAAAUAGAUACAUUAA
Molecule: messenger RNA, 884 nt
Organism: Zophobas morio
Lineage: Eukaryota; Metazoa; Arthropoda; Insecta; Coleoptera; Tenebrionidae
Product: frataxin homolog, mitochondrial-like
Exons: 2
Coding region: 293-850 (185 amino acids)
Biological process (GO): iron incorporation into metallo-sulfur cluster; intracellular iron ion homeostasis
Cellular component (GO): mitochondrion
Molecular function (GO): ferroxidase activity; 2 iron, 2 sulfur cluster binding; iron chaperone activity
Source: RefSeq, a predicted model, not a curated record